Molecule: messenger RNA, 2521 nt
Organism: Perognathus longimembris pacificus (Pacific pocket mouse)
Lineage: Eukaryota; Metazoa; Chordata; Mammalia; Rodentia; Heteromyidae
Gene: Zbtb7c
Product: zinc finger and BTB domain containing 7C
Exons: 5
Coding region: 558-2411 (617 amino acids)
Biological process (GO): regulation of transcription by RNA polymerase II
Molecular function (GO): RNA polymerase II cis-regulatory region sequence-specific DNA binding; protein binding; DNA-binding transcription factor activity, RNA polymerase II-specific
Source: RefSeq, a predicted model, not a curated record
GGGGCUGACAGCCGCGGCGCGGGAGGCGGGGCGCGAGGAGGGCGGAGGCGCAGCCCCGCGAGGGAGGAGCUGCCCGCGCGCCCGCCGCCGCCGCUCGGCUCCACACCCGCGGCCGGCGCAGCCCCUCCACGAGACUCUGACAGCCGCGCGGCCGGCGCUGCUCCCGAGCGCACCGACCGACGGACGGCCGCGGCCGGGGAGGACGCGAGCACCGCGGCCAGGCGCCGAGCCGCGGGAGGCGCGCGCUGCCGGAGUCGGGCCGAGACUCCCUGUGAAGUAGCUGGAAUCUCAGACGGCUCCAUCCCUGAGGAGUGGGUUGGCAGAAGAGGAAGAAGGGAUGGUGGAGAGCCCACUCAGGUCCUGAGGAGUGAGCCACAGCCUGUUGAACCUGAAGCCUUCAAGUGGGGGUCAACACCCUGGGGUGACUAUGAUGAAUUGAUGCCUUGGCCCCCACCGACAUGUACACAGUGUAAUGACAGGAAAUGAACAGGUUUACAGGACAACUGGUGGCCUAAAAUUGAAGAAUAAGGCGUGGGUGCUUGGCUCUGGCUGAGAACAUGGCCAAUGGCAUUGAUGAGCUCAUCGGCAUCCCCUUCCCCAACCACAGCAGUGAACUCCUAUGCAGCCUCAAUGAGCAGCGACACGCUGGCCUUCUGUGUGACGUGCUGCUUGUGGUCCAGGAACAGGAGUAUCCCACCCACCGCUCCGUGCUGGCCGCCUGCAGCAAGUACUUCAAGAAGCUCUUCACUGCUGGCAGCCUAACCAGCCAGCCCUACGUCUACGAGAUCGACUUCGUCCAGCCUGAGGCCCUGGCCGCCAUCUUGGAGUUUGCCUAUACCUCCACACUCACCAUCACCGCCGCCAAUGUCAAACACAUCCUCAAUGCCGCCAGGAUGCUGGAGAUUCAGUGCAUUGUGAAUGUCUGCCUGGAGAUCAUGGAGCCUGGUGGUGAUGGCGGUGAGGAGGAUGACAAGGAAGAUGAUGACGAUGAUGAAGAUGAUGACGAUGAGGAGGACGAAGAAGAGGAAGAGGAGGAAGAGGAGGAGGACGAUGACACAGAGGACUUUGCUGAUCAAGAAAACUUGCCUGACCCCCAGGACAUCAACUGCCACCAAAGCCCCUCCAAAACUGACCAUCUCACGGAGAACGCCUACUCAGACGCCCCCAGAGACUUUCCCGAUUCCUUUCCAGCCGACAGUCCUGGCCAUCUGGGGGUGAUCCGGGAUUUCUCCAUUGAAUCUCUGCUGAGGGAGAACUUGUACCCUAAAGCUAACAUCCCUGACAGACCCACCUUAUCUCCAUUCACCCCAGACUUCUUCCCUCACCUCUGGCCAGGGGACUUUGGUGCCUUUGCCCAGUUGCCCGAGCAGUCCAUGGACAGCGGGCCACUGGAUCUAGUCAUCAAGAACCGGAAGAUCAAGGAAGAGGAGAAGGAAGAGCUGCCCCCGCCCCCACCCCCACCCUUCCCUAGCGAUUUCUUCAAGGACAUGUUCCCUGACCUGCCCGGGGGCCCGCUGGGCCCCAUCAAGGCAGAGAACGACUAUGGUGCCUAUCUCAACUUCCUGAGUGCCACCCACCUGGGGAGCCUCUUCCCACCGUGGCCCCUGGUGGAGGAGCGCAAGCUGAAGCCCAAGGCCUCUCAGCAGUGCCCCAUCUGCCACAAGGUCAUCAUGGGGGCUGGGAAGCUGCCACGGCACAUGCGAACCCACACUGGGGAGAAGCCAUAUAUGUGCAACAUCUGCGAGGUCCGCUUCACCAGGCAGGACAAGCUCAAGAUCCACAUGCGGAAGCACACGGGGGAGCGGCCCUACCUGUGCAUCCACUGCAACGCCAAGUUCGUGCACAACUACGACCUCAAGAACCACAUGCGCAUCCACACGGGCGUGCGCCCCUACCAGUGCGAGUUCUGCUACAAGAGCUUCACGCGCUCCGACCACCUGCACCGCCACAUCAAGCGGCAGAGCUGCCGCAUGGCCCGGCCCCGGCGUGGGCGCAAGCCGGCCGCCUGGAGGGCCACCAGCCUGCUCUUCGGGCCCGCGGGGCCCCCACCCGACAAGGCGGCCUUCGUGAUGCCCCCCGCGCUGGGCGAGGUGGGCGGCCACCUGGGCGGCGCUGCCAUGUGCCUCCCGGGCCCCAGCCCCGCCAAGCACUUCCUGGCCGCGCCCAAGGGCGCCCUGAGCCUGCAGGAGCUGGAGCGGCAGUUCGAGGAGACGCAGAUGAAGCUGUUCGGGCGUGCGCAGAUGGAGGCCGAAAGGAACGCGGGUGGCCUCCUGGCCUUGGCCUUGGCCGAGAACGUGGCCGCCGCGGGGCCCUACUUUCCGCUGCCAGACCCCUGGGCCGCAGGCCUGGCCGGCCUUCCUGGGCUCGCGGGGCUCAACCACGUGGCCUCCUUGUCUGAAGCCAACAACUAGGCUGGCCCUGGUAGAUCCCAGUCCUUAGCCCUGGCCCCUGCCCUCCGGGACCCGCUCUGCACCCCCUCCAGUGGGUUUGAACUUUUCUAUUUUGCAAACACAAAGGGAAA